Striga hermonthica is the source of this 960-nucleotide messenger RNA. The record is from the annotation of a GenBank genome assembly. Lineage: Eukaryota; Viridiplantae; Streptophyta; Magnoliopsida; Lamiales; Orobanchaceae.
AUGGGAUCUGAACUAGCCUUCUUCAAAUUUGUGUGGAGCUCUGAAUAUUUGGAAAUUCCUCACGAGUUCAUGUUUCGAGUCGGAGGAUCUCUUCCAGCGAAAUGCCUGCUGAGAGAUUGUAACAGAAACCUAUGGCUUGUGGAGGCCGCCAGACGAGGAGACGGUUUUUGGUGCUUCACGGAAGGCUGGUCCGAUUUCUUCACGCGUAACUCAAUCGAGCUCCGCGAUCUUUUAGAGUUCGAAUAUACGGGGGAUAAUUUGUUCGACUUUGUAGUUUUGGGGCACGAUGCUUGCGACAAACCCCAACUCCCUCCCAACCUAGACGAAGACGAGCAAGCGAACAUUUCAGAUGAGCAGCAAGAAGUGGCUACAUUCGGAGCCCGAACGAUGCCUCACAAACGUAGCUACAAAAAGCAGAACACGCGCGAUUGCUACGGAGAGGACAUCUUCGAAUCGAGCCUCGUCCCCCGGCCCAACAACCCUUAUUUCGUGACCAGGUGGAGGCCUCUGUGCCGAAAGAAUGAGCUGUACAUCCCGAAGGAUGUAAUAGUGGACUAUGGUCUCGAUAUCCCGGAGAAAAUGUUCCUUGUGGACGAGCGAGGGAGAAAAUGGGAGACUAAGGUCAAACAGUGGAAAGACGGUCGGCUGUGGUGCACGGGAGGUUGGAAAAGCCUAUGUAACGUCAACCGAGUCGGGAUAAACGACACGUGCGUGUGUGAGUUUGUUAACGACACGCUCGUGUGCAAACGUGCGAGAGCCGGUGAGGGAGACGGCGGCGGAGAGGAAUCGUCGGAUUCGUCGGCAGGCGGCUGCGGAGGAAGAGAAGGAGAAUUUGCAGGGGAAUCGGCGGACAAGGAAGGUCUGGCGAGAGAGAUGAAUGCGAGGAGGAAGAAGAUGAGAGAGAGAGUUGCGGAGAUUGACGCCAUUGAUGAGAUUUGUGGGAAGCUUUUUCUGAGUUGA